UUUAUAAAAGCCGAUCCACCAUGGAUUUCGCCAGUCAUUUUAACGGAAUCAGACAGGUAUUAACGAACGAGAAGUGUUAAGAACAUUCCUUAAAAAUUCGAGUGAAGCAAAGGAUAGGCGAUGAAGGGAAUGUACGUAAUCGUCACCGCCUUCGUGUUAUCUUGGGCUGUGAACACUGUGAACUCUGUAGAGCCUUACCCCGAGAUUUGGCCCAUUCCCACAGUAUGCCCAUACCCGGAACGCUUUCCGCAUAACACCACAACCCACCUCGCGCAUGAAUGGGACUGCACAAGGUUUUACAAGUGCGACAUAGGCAUAGGAGUCGAGCAAAUAUGUCCCCUUAUGUUCGAAGGAGAUCCAGUGUCGAGACUACACUUCAAUAGACUUCAUCAAGUCUGCGAUUGGCCAUGGCAGGCAGGUUGCAGCAGUUGCCCUGAAAAUCCUAGAGGAGGAACACCGCCUUUAAUACCUGGACCCGAUAAUUGCCGCAACUACUAUGAGUGCAGAAACGGUCAGAUGUAUCUGCGUACUUGUCCAAGUUAUACGUGUUUUAGUCGCACAUGUCAGGCAUGUGUUACAGACAGGGAAAAUGGAAAUUGCGGCCCAUCUACACCAUCUACACCUUCUACUCCAUCUACACCAUCUAUUCCACCACCUCAACGCUACUGUUCAAAGCCAUCCGGUCCCGAUGGCGAUACAAAAGGUCAUGAAUGUGACUGCGCUUUGUUUUAUACAUGCCGUGCUCCUAAUUGGAUUCUUGAUGGCAAAUGUCAAGGUGGUCUACAUUUUAGCCCUGAACGUAAAAUAUGCCUACCACCAAACGAAGCUAAUUGCCCAGUACGCUGAUUGUAAGCAAUUAAAAAAACUACUCGAAGCUUAUUCUUAAAAAUGGGUAUUACAAGUGCGGUUGCAGAUUAUUUCACAAGGGCAAUUAUAAAAAAAAGAACCGACUGUCUUAUCUUCGGGCAUUCUUCUUCGCUAAGGACAAAAAUGACUUCUUCGCCAUCGCUCUCGAAAAAUGGACAAAAAUUAUGGACACAUUCAUAUAUACAAAAAACCAUCGAUUUUGGAAGGUACUAAGCUGAAAAUAGUGACGAGUACGAAAAACAAAUUGCUUUGUUAAAAAAUUAUUAAUAUUAUUAUAUUUGUACGAGUAGAUUAGUUUCCUAAGAUAUUUUAAUAAAUUUAAUGAUAUGUA
Molecule: messenger RNA, 1198 nt
Organism: Solenopsis invicta (red fire ant)
Lineage: Eukaryota; Metazoa; Arthropoda; Insecta; Hymenoptera; Formicidae
Product: peritrophin-1
Exons: 2
Coding region: 121-846 (241 amino acids)
Cellular component (GO): extracellular region
Molecular function (GO): chitin binding
Source: RefSeq, a predicted model, not a curated record